GGAACUAACGAGGAUUUGAUCAUAUCGAUUUUGGGUCAUCAAAAUGCUGCUCAGAGGAAGCUGAUUCGAGAAACUUAUUUUGAGACUUAUGGAGAAGAUCUCCUCAAGGCCUUGGACAAGGAGCUCAGCAAUGACUUUGAGAGGCUGGUACUUCUUUGGACACUUGAUCCUGCUGAGCGAGAUGCAUUUUUGGCGAACAAAGCAACCAAAAGAUGGACUUCAAGCAAUCAUGUUUUGAUGGAAAUAGCUUGUACCAGGUCCUCUGACCAAUUGCUUUUCGCAAGGAAGGCUUAUCAUGCUCGUUAUAAGAAGUCUCUCGAGGAGGAUGUUGCUCAUCACACAACCGGGGAGUUCCGUAAGGUACUGCUUCUAGUUCUAGAUCAUAAUUAUGAGUACGUUGUAAAAUAUUGUACAUAUAUUAAUGUGAAGCGUGUGAUAUCUUCAUUUGUUAAUGGUUAUGUUAAUAGAUCACGCUUUAAGAUCUUAGGUUUAUAUACUGCGCAGUGGACGUGA
This is a messenger RNA of Arachis ipaensis, 513 nucleotides long. The record is from RefSeq and is a predicted model, not a curated record. Lineage: Eukaryota; Viridiplantae; Streptophyta; Magnoliopsida; Fabales; Fabaceae.